Trichoderma virens Gv29-8 is the source of this 1935-nucleotide messenger RNA. RefSeq lists its product as uncharacterized. The coding region runs from base 1 to 1935 and encodes 644 amino acids. The transcript is spliced from 2 exons. The record is from RefSeq and is a predicted model, not a curated record. NCBI's taxonomy places the organism in Eukaryota, Fungi, Ascomycota, Sordariomycetes, Hypocreales, Hypocreaceae.
AUGCAACACGACGUCUCAAGGCUCAUGAUUAGCCGGUGGCCAGGGUGGAAAGAUGAAAAUGAAGUACAGGAAGCUACAAAGCUACCCCUCUUACUCUCAAGGGUCAUGGAAGGCCUCCCAAUCACAUCACAAAGUCCCUUUCUGGCCCUACCUCUGGAAGUUCUGGUCCAAAUAAUGGCCUUAAUCGCAGAUGAUAGAGACGCCUUAUCUACUCUCGCUCUACUAAACAGCGACUGCAGACAAUUAGCUCGCUCUUUUCAAUUUGUCGACGUCUGCUUUGAUUAUGGGCCGCUGUCAACAAAGCUUCUGGAGCGACUCUUGGACGAAGCCCAAGCUAGAGCGGAUGCUGCCAGCGACAAUGCAAAUACGUUGUUUAUUGGCUCUUGUAUCCGUCGAGUCACAGUCAAUCCCAAGCCGCAGCACGUUGCUGCAACACAUAAAGACCUUUGGGAUGCCAGGGGGUCUGGAUCUGUUCGGUCUCGCCAACAGAUGAAUGACCUACGCAACAAUGCAGGAGAUGAUUACCUCAAAAACUACCGCCGACCUAUUCUCACGGUUUUGGCCCAAGCCAUGCCCAAUCUCGAUAGCCUCUUAUGGCAUGAUGGGAUGUGCCUCGAUAUCGAGGUCUUUAAAACAUUGACACGUCUGCCCUUGCAGAAUCUCAAGUUUUCUGGAGCCUAUAUCGGUGUACCGCUUUCUCUAGAGCCACCAGUUGUACCACAGCAUGUGCCGUUACGAUCACUUUCCCUGGGCGCGAGUCCUUGUAUAGACGGCACACACAUAAGAGGGGGGACGAGCAGUGGUAGUGGUAACCAGAGCCUUACCAUUAAAGACUCCGGCCCCAAAGCAGAAUUUCUGGGUCACGAGAAUAUGGUGUUUCCCCAUCUGCGGUACCUCGACCUUGCUUCUGCAUCGAGCUAUCCCGACGCGGUGGCUUGGUCGUCGUUCAUGGCUGCACCACUGAAGCACCUGUCAUUGCCUCUAGAUGGCAUUAGUUCAUCCCAACAAUUUCUGUCGGAUUGCCCGACCCUUGAAGGACUUGAAACGCUAGUUGUGCCGUCUCUCUAUAUAGAAGCGCAUCUGGCAAAGCUAGUCGUCGACUUUAUCUUGAAGCAAUCUCAAGUCAGCAAACUCUCUGUCCAAAACGGCACACCGUAUUUUCUGGAUCGGCAUAUACUUCCAGCAUUAGCUAGUGGGAAAUGGUCAAAUCUCACCUCCCUUUCGAUAUCAUGGCUAGCCCGACGAAUUACCACGGAACCAGGCACCAAUGUAGUCUAUACUCAAAUUCCCUCUCAAUCUCUAGCUGCUAUCAAUCGCAUCAAAUCACUGGAGCAGCUCUGUCUCGGCGCUGAUGAUGCCGCCAGCCGGCGUCAUCAUUGGAUCCCCUACCAUAAAGACUUGCGACUACGCCUCCAAGGUUUGAAGAAUCUUCGAAGGCUUGCCUUCUCGGGAGACACAUAUAAGAAUCCAGAUAAGGCACCAUUCAGUGAUUUGGAGAGUUAUUACAGGGAUCGGUGGUUGACGCAGCGAGUGUAUGAUGACGCAAUGGAACGCCAGCACUUGGAUCCCGCUGAGUAUUUUUUGAGGCCGAGACUUAUACAUGGCGCUCACGCAACAUCUUUUGGUGAUGCUAUCGGCAAUAUUACCAUUGGAGAAGAUGCCGAAUUUGGCUCUGUCAAUGGGAACACCGAUAACAGCAUUCCAAAUGACAUGAUCUGGGAGCGUUCUCACCGCAACCGCAUGCUCCGGGAAGCAGAGAAAUAUGCAAGUGUCUUCCGAAAGUUGAACUGGAUAUUCUGCGGCCAGUUACCUAUAUCAGUUAAGGCAACAGAGGGAUCAGGAGAGCCAGUCUUCGAAGCCACGCCUCUAAGCAAGCGCAGGGAUCGUUUCUCAAGCACCUUGACACCAAUCUUUGAGAUGAGAGGAGAUGCCUGA